AUGUUACUGUCAUUAAUAUUUGCAGCUUUUGUUGCAGUAGCUGUUGCUGGACCUAGAUCAUCGAAUAUAGGAGGUGAAGAUGUAGAUAUUUCAACUUGUGGAUGGCAAGUUUCGUUUCACAAUAGGAAAGGACAUUUUUGUGGAGGGUCCAUCAUUGGCAAAGAAUGGAUUCUAACUGCUGCGCAUUGUGUAACCAAAUAUGAAAACGAUAUCGAAGGUUUAAAAGUUAGGGUUGGAAGCAAUGAGCAUAACAAAGGUGGGCGUUUAUACGACAUUAAAGAAAUUAAAAAACAUCCAAGAUAUAACGAUCGAACCAGAUACGAUUUUGAUGUCGCUUUAUUACGCAUUGCAAAGCCAAUUGCAUACACUGCUUGCACUGUUGUUCCUGUAGCAUUGGCAGAAACUGGAAAAGAAGUUCCAGAAGGCGCACUCGUUAGUGUCACAGGAUGGGGGGCUACUAUGGUAAUUUGAUUAAUUAUUAAGAAU
This is a messenger RNA of Ctenocephalides felis (cat flea), 486 nucleotides long. Its product is annotated as trypsin-like. Bases 1 to 471 code for a protein of 156 amino acids. Gene Ontology annotation, molecular function: serine-type endopeptidase activity. Gene Ontology annotation, biological process: proteolysis. Lineage: Eukaryota; Metazoa; Arthropoda; Insecta; Siphonaptera; Pulicidae. The record is from RefSeq and is a predicted model, not a curated record. The transcript has 3 exons.